This is a messenger RNA of Aspergillus brunneoviolaceus CBS 621.78, 1707 nucleotides long. Its product is annotated as C2H2-type zinc finger protein. The coding region runs from base 1 to 1707 and encodes 568 amino acids. The record is from RefSeq and is a predicted model, not a curated record. Lineage: Eukaryota; Fungi; Ascomycota; Eurotiomycetes; Eurotiales; Aspergillaceae. The transcript has 2 exons.
AUGGCUGCUUUCAGGCUCCCAAUAGGUUCGGAAUUCCUGGAUUCCGCCAGCCGAGACUCAGUCUGCUACGAUCUUCCCUGCGUUGAUCCCGCAACUGGAGAUGAUACUCAGCUACCUCAAGAUGAUACUGCACUCGAUUCCGCUGACCAGUUUGACAAUUCAUACACGUUAAUGGGGCUUGACUCAUCAGACUCCUGGUGGCAGUUCAUUGAGACGGACGCCAAUACCAGCGUUUUCCCACUUGAUAGUGAGAGCCUACCAGCGCAUGAGAACUCGUUCGAUGCGACACUCACGAACGAGCAUGACGGCCUCAAUGCAGGAGACAUUGACUACGCUGGCUUGGUGGACUACGCUUUCCUACAGCCCUCUGCAGAUCAACCAGGUCAACAAGAUCCAUUGAGUUAUGAUAGUCCACAAUCAUCUAUAAGGCCAUCCCUACUUGGCGAAGUUGGAACCAGGGAAAACACCCCAAGUCCCUCUACCGCAGUACACUCAGCGGGGCGAGGGCUUCCUCGUCGAAGGAGCAGAUAUCGCAUCCAGGAGAUUGAUCGACGGACAGCUGCAACCUUCAUACCACCUGUUUCAGGCCCCGCCGAUCCCCUAGAACGCUGGAAGAAUUCUCCGCCUGAAGCCGAAGCAGCCAGCUUAUCGGCCAUCCAGAAUGCUCUCGAGAAUGCACCGACGGAUUCAGGUAUAAGCCGAGGGCCCGCGCUGGGCCCGCACCUGGAUGACUUGUUUCAAACGCCUCGCCAUGCAGCUUCCCGAGCAGCUUCAACGGUAAGUGGCGAAAGUGCCACCAGUGCGUCCUCCUAUCGCUCCAAUCGAUCUCGCGUAUCUGUUCGAUACCAUGGCAGCCAGUCCGGCUCUGAUAGGCCAACUGCUGGGAUCCAAAAGAAACAGGUCAGCACGGGCAGAAAGAAGAGGAGUUCGGCCAACAACUCUCGCAUAUUCUGCUGCACGUUUUGCUGUGAUAAAUUCAAGAGCAAAUAUGACUGGGUGCGCCAUGAGAAGUCCCUUCAUCUGGACCUGGAGAACUGGUCGUGCGCGCCGUUCGGUGGUUCUGUCAUCCUGCCAUCCACAGGCCGCACCCAUUGUGCCUAUUGCAACCAGCUGGAUCCCUCCCCCACUCACCUCGAGCAGCAUAACCAUGGAGUCUGUCAGCAACAAACGCGGACGUUCCGGCGAAAAGACCACCUGUUCCAGCAUCUGCGCCUUGUCCACCGUCUUGAAACCAUGCCACUCACCGACGGGUGGAAGAAUGUGGCCACAAACUUCUCGGCUGUACCAUGGCCCAGUAGAAAAGGCGACCAUGAGUUCCCGCCGGAGAUCGCCGCUCAAGUGAAACAUAGCGUACCUCCAUAUCUGCUCGACUUUGAGUCCCGGACUUUCGUUCCCUUCACUGCCACCAACGGUGCUGUCAAUGAUCAUCUUUCUCAGAUGCUCUCCCGGGCCAGCUUCCGAAACGUACUGGGCGAGCCUGAGAUGCCUCCGGACUCGGAAGCUCCGCGGCUGGAGUUGCCGCCAGCCCCCGAGCCUCAGUUGGAUUGUUACACUGAAGUGCUUACUCGCCACCUGAGUCAUUAUGCGCGAGGGAUGAUGAGCAGUGGCGUGGUUCCCACGGACCAGAUGUUCCAGUCAGAAGCGAGGCGUAUGAUGUUUGGUUCUGAAGACCAAUGGGACCAAACACUGGCGGAUGUUCCGGAAUGA